AUGAUUGAGACAGCUGGGGCAAGCUCAUCUACCACUACUGUCCAGUGCAAAGGCCAGGAAACGGCUACCACGAUCAUAUAUGACGCAAGAACGGCCUUGGCAUCUUAUGCCGUCAAGAAAAGCAGUAGCGGCCAUCAUAUGAUUGGAAACGAUAUACCUGAGACCUCAUUCUUACACAAGGAACUACGCAAAAUCUCACAGGCUCGGGAGAAAUCUGAAUCAUUUCAUUGUUUGGUUUCUGAGAAGAAGUCUGAGAUUGACUUUCGAGGUGCAGCAGGAAAAACAGCACUUCAAGUUGCCCUUGAGCUUAAUCUUGUGGUGGAAGCAAACACUCUUGUCCUCGCUGGAGCGGACGUCACCCUAAGCAGUUUUGAUGAGGAGAAGCUUAUCCAUUUAGCAUGCCUCAACGGGCAGACUGAGAUACUCUUUCUUGAAGAGACUGGAAGCACAGCCCAAUUUAUUCUGCGCUUCUGGGUGAGCAUCCGCUCGCUGCCAUGGAAUCGCUGCUCGCCACAGGAAGUCAAGGAAGCGCCUUUUUGGAAGAACGGUGGAAAGCUUCAAGUCAUCGAAAUGGCGGCUAAAAUGAUUAAGCCCUUUGAUAUUCUGGGUUUACUAUUUUGUGAGAUGCCAAGCGAGUGCGAAAUUGUAGUCACUGGAUCUGAUAAUUGGGGUCCGAUCCAGUGGGCGGCACACCAAAGACUUCCAAAUGUCUUGUCCAAACUUAUCGAUGACUCUGUUCGUGCUGAAGACAUCGGUAGGAUGGUCCAUGAGGCAUUGUUGGCAACGUCCAAGUCAAUAACCCCUCAAGAACUCGAGCACGAGCCAUCUUGCGAACUCUUUGCCCAAGUCAUCUGGAUUCUUAUCACGAACUCUCAACGAACGCCCAAGAACAUGGGAGCAGUCAGAGGUGUCUAG
Molecule: messenger RNA, 915 nt
Organism: Fusarium mangiferae
Lineage: Eukaryota; Fungi; Ascomycota; Sordariomycetes; Hypocreales; Nectriaceae
Exons: 2
Coding region: 1-915 (304 amino acids)
Source: RefSeq, a predicted model, not a curated record